This is a messenger RNA of Anopheles stephensi (Asian malaria mosquito), 764 nucleotides long. RefSeq lists its product as uncharacterized. Bases 67 to 738 code for a protein of 223 amino acids. Lineage: Eukaryota; Metazoa; Arthropoda; Insecta; Diptera; Culicidae. The transcript is spliced from 2 exons. The record is from RefSeq and is a predicted model, not a curated record.
CAAACACCGUUUUUGCUCUACUCGGUUUCCAAGCUACAGUGUUGGAGUUUUACUGAGCGUUCUAGAAUGGCACGGUUCGGGUUGAUCUGUAGCGUACUGCUGGGGGUAGCAUUACAAUUUGUCCCUGCUGCCCACGAAGGUAAUGAAAGCCGCCGGAUCGUUAUCGAAUUUUACGACGUAAGGACGAACCGUACCUUCAAAUAUCCAACCGUUUCUUUGCGCCCAUUUGCACCGAAUCAACCGAAAUUUGCGAUCCGUGAUAAUCGCUGCGAGUGUGAGGAGCUUGUCUGCACGUGCUGCCUUGGAAUACGCAUGGAACGGUUAAACUUUGAUCGAACGUUUUGCUCCGCGUUCACCUACGUGCCGUACGAGUUUGCGAUCGACCUGGAAGUGUUUAUGGACGAGUCAUCCAUCUACCGGAACUCGCUGUCGGCCAAAAAUCCUCCACCCUUCUGCCUGCCCGUCCCCAUUCCGUACAUACCGCUGAACGCGAACCUCUGCCUGAAGCUGUUCGAUAUCUACACGCCCCGGCAGAACCUGCACAUGUGCCUGGACGUGGAAGCGCGCGUCUGGGCGAACCCACUGCUGAUACUUCAUUUCGAAUGUAUGCGGCUGGGAGCGGACGGGCUGGUAUGGUUGAAACCGACGGACGGGGACGGAUUUGUGCCGGCGCCGGCAGAAGAACCGGACACCUACGACGAAGUGACGGAAGAAAGACCCGGUGCAGCUGAGCACUGAGCAAGGAGGCAAGGUGUUUUUUUCUU